AUGGAGUAUCUGGAUUACUUCGACUACAACUUUUUCCUUCGGACACACCCGGAAACAUUUACUCGUCGUUUUCCACCACCCAACAUGCUAAAAUUUACACGUUUAAAUAACUAUCCCCAAUACAAGCGUACUUUAUCAAUCACACAAGAAGAAAACGUUUUAAGGGCUGUUCGCAUUAACACGAAUGAGGUGUUAAAACAAUUUGACAAAUGUGAGUUCAAGACAAACGGAAGGUAUUGGCAGAUAUAUUCGGCGAUAGAGAGGGGGACGGAGCGCGGCACUGAGAAGAGUGUUAUCGUGAAAGUGUCGCGAUACCUUUUCAAAAAUGAGUACGUCAAUGAGAUGGAAAUCGACGGACUGAUUCUCGACAAAGACUUGUUUGCUAAGAACACAAGAAUAUGGUUUAAUGGGAUUCUCCAUGUUGCAGUGAUGGAAGAGUAUGAGUACGACUUAAUGAAUUUCUUAUAUAACAAAGAACCCACAUACGAGCAAAUCACCUUUGUGAUAUCUAACGUUUGUAAAGCACUCAAAAUACUUCACUCAAUGGGAUACGCCCAUUUGAAUGUCACGCCCGACAAUAUUUUGUUAUCACAUGAAGGCUUUGUUCGACUAGGUGGACUCUCGAGAGCAAGACCGUUGUUUCAGAAAAUAACGGAAGAACAAGGGCCACCUUCUGAUUAUAACGAGUUUGAACCCCCUCACCAAGCUCCCGGUAUAACACUUGAUGUCUAUUCCCUUGGUAUCUGUCUGUUUGAAAUGGACUCUGGACUCAAGUGGCCAGAAUAUCACCCUUUUAAGGUCAACCACUAUUUUAUACUCAAUUCAAUGAAAAACAAGGACUUAAGAGAACUGUUCCAACUGAUGACAUACCCGGGACCAGCGAGAUUCUCCCCGGGUGAUAUUCUGCGCAUCAAACCCAUCAGAGAGUGUAAGAUGAAGAACUUUUACAAUGAAUGA
Molecule: messenger RNA, 957 nt
Organism: Entamoeba invadens IP1
Lineage: Eukaryota; Evosea; Mastigamoebida; Endamoebidae
Exons: 2
Coding region: 1-957 (318 amino acids)
Biological process (GO): protein phosphorylation; mitotic DNA damage checkpoint signaling
Cellular component (GO): nucleus
Molecular function (GO): ATP binding; protein serine/threonine kinase activity
Source: RefSeq, a predicted model, not a curated record